AGUGGACGGUCGGCAAAGGAGAGGCCCGGGUCAGUCCCCAUACCAUGUUCUUGCGCUCUUGGCCAGAGUGCGCCUGAGCUGCCCCGGCUUCGGUGUCCCCGCGGGUCUCGCGUUGCCGCCUUUUUACAAUGCAGGCGCGCGCGCUGCUUCCCGCCUCGCUGGCCGCGCUGGCCACGCUGGCUGUAUUGGCGCUGGCCCGGGAGCCCCCGACGGCGCCAUGCCCUGCGCGCUGCGACGUGUCGCGCUGUCCGAGCCCGCGCUGCCCCGGGGGCUAUGUGCCCGACCACUGCAAUUGCUGCUUGGUGUGCGCUGCCAGCGAAGGCGAGCCCUGCGGUCGCCCCCUGGACUCGCCUUGCGGGGACAGUCUGGAGUGUGUGCGCGGUGUGUGCCGCUGCCGUUGGACCUAUGCUGUGUGUGGCACGGAUGGGCACACCUAUGCCGACGUGUGCGCGCUGCAGGCUGCCAGCCGCCGUGCCCUGCAGAUCUCUGGGACACCGGUGCGCCAACUGCAGAAGGGCGCCUGCCCCUCGGGUCUCCACCAGCUGACCAGCCCGCGGUACAAGUUCAACUUCAUCGCCGAUGUGGUGGAGAAGAUCGCGCCAGCCGUGGUCCAUAUAGAGCUCUUCCUGAGACACCCUCUGUUUGGCCGGAAUGUGCCACUGUCCAGUGGUUCGGGCUUCAUCAUGUCAGAGGCUGGUUUGAUUGUCACCAACGCCCAUGUGGUCUCCAGCUCCAACACUGCCUCCGGCCGGCAGCAGCUGAAGGUGCAGCUACAGAAUGGGGAUGCCUACGAGGCCACCAUCCAGGACAUUGACAAGAAGUCCGACAUCGCCACUAUCGUAAUCCACCCCAAGAAAAAGCUCCCUGUGUUGCUUCUGGGUCACUCAGCAGACCUGCGGCCUGGCGAGUUUGUGGUGGCCAUUGGCAGCCCCUUUGCCCUGCAGAACACUGUGACAACGGGAAUUGUCAGCACUGCCCAGCGGGAUGGCAAGGAGCUGGGCCUUCGGGACUCCGACAUGGACUAUAUCCAGACAGAUGCCAUCAUCAAUUAUGGGAACUCUGGAGGACCCCUGGUAAACCUGGACGGUGAGGUCAUCGGCAUCAACACGCUCAAGGUCGCAGCUGGCAUCUCCUUUGCCAUCCCCUCAGAUCGCAUCACACGCUUCCUCUCUGAGUUUCAAAACAAGCAUGUAAAAGCCCUCUCACCAGCACUACACUAAGAGCAGGGGCCUGCCUCCUGCUUGCUCCUUCCUUUGCGGCCCUGCCAGCCACACACACAGACCCCAGUACAGCGAGACUGGUCCCGUGAAGAACUGCAAUUGAGGAGCCUCGUUCUGUUCCAAGUGGCCCUGUGUGAAGAUGUCAGGAGCAUGCAGAGCCUGUCCCUCCCAAGAAUCCGAGGCACCUUCUGGUGACCAGUGGGAACUAGCCACCUUUUCUCUCGGCUCUAGGAAGUUCAGAAUUAGCCCAGGGUUCCACCUUUGCUCCAUUGGUUGCCUUGGCCCUUUCUCUAGUGACCGGGGCUUUCUCGUUUAUCCUGUGUAUGGGAUCAGAGCUCCAUCCACACAGACCGGCCUGUGGGUGACUUCAGUGUUGGACAUGGCCCUGUGGCCUCUGUCCCCUUGUCCCCACUUCCACUCUCAGAUAAGAACUCACUGGGGCCAGAUCUGCUUCUCUGUUGGACAGCAACUGUCCUAGUCAUGUGUCCUAGUCACUUACCCUGGGUUUUGGGGACAUGCUUACCCCAUCCCUAGAGCUGUGUUAUCACGUAAGGACAGAUCCUACCACCGAACGGUCUGGUUGGGCUUAGCUAAGUAGAGUCUGUUGGCUUAAAGUCCAUCUGAAAUUUGUGCUUAUUUAUGCUUUUCUUUUUUAAAUAAAAACAUUGGAUGACCCAAACCUAGCCAAUCUAAGUUCUUUAACACAUUCCUUUUAUUAAAUCAGAGAGGCAUCUCUUUUCUCAUCCAAGGGUUAGUUCAGGAGCCUGGGGAGCCUGGGGAGGGGGGCGGAUUCCUGAGUGACCAGUGCAGUACUGUUCAGGGGAGCUGUCCCCUUGGCUGUGAAUCAGAAGCUUCAGGGUAACGGGAGAGGCAGGCAGUGGGCAAGGCACACUUCUACCUCCUCAGGUCAACAGAUUCCCUUUGAGGAACUUCCCUGCUUGGUGGAGUCCCAGAUGAGGAGGUGGCUGGACCUAGGGAGUACAUGGGACCUGCCACAGCAGCCGGGGCUGGAUAGAAGCAUGGGCUGGGCCCUGAGUCAGUGGCAGAGCUGCUGUGCCUCUUUGCAUCCUUCUGGGGACAGCCCUGGGAACCUUGACAACCGAGGAUGGGCUAGCCUUGGACCCAGAGGUCUGACCUAUCCUCAGCUCCUUCCCAAGACUGGGCAAUCACAGUAGGUGUAUGACUGGCUGAGCUGCCCUGCCUACUCCUAAGUGUGCGUUCAGCCUUCUGAGCAGUCCCUCUAGUCGGGAGGGAAACCUGGAGGAACUUGGGAUGAUAUAACAUCUAAAUGAUGGGCCUGGGCAGAAAAUAUGGGGAGCAGAGGAGCUCAGGAGAUGGGGAUGUACCUAUCCCAGCAGGAUAGGUACUGUGGGCAGUGCAGGAUACCCCAACGUCCCAGGAGGCCAAUGUGGGGGUGGUACUGAGGAGACUUUCAGAGCAGGGGACCUACAUAGGCUCAGUGUUGCGGGGCCUUGGGGAAGGAGUCAUGGUAAGUAAGACACGUUGGCUGUUGGGGGGGUCAGUGGCUGAGAGGAGGCAAGAAGACAUCAGGGCAGAGUCACCUUCUCACGGUUGAAUCAGGCUUUGUUUGAAGGUUGAGACAUGGGUUUACUGAAAGGCAAUAGGUUUACCAAAAGGAGCCAGGGAGGGGCUUAUUGCUGAGUGGGGAGGGAACCAAAUGUCGGGGAGCUGUCAUGACAUUUGGCUGGGUUCGUGUGCCCUGACCUGAGAGAGAUCACGGACAGACAAAGGGCAGCUUCCUUAGUGCUGAUAUUCCUGAGACACAAGGGCUCAGAGACCGGGCUUCUAAAGUUCCUAGAAUUACAGCUCCAGGGCGCUGGGUUUGGGGACCCUCUGCGCCUCAGCUCUCCUCGCCGUUCUCCACGUCUCUGCACCCUCUUUGGGCUCUUCAUGGUUUUUCGGACUGUAGUAUUGUUCUUGGUCAUUUUCUUUCAGAGUCUCCCCUCUGUUGAUCUCUGGAACUCUUUAGAGCUUUGGGUGUUAGGGUCUAUAGCUCUCAAUGGCCCUCUGGGGCUCUCAGCUCCCUUUGGAGCUACCGCUCUGAGCUUCGGGUAUCAGGGCCCAUAGCUCUCAGGGUUCUCUGGGGUUCUCAGCUCCCUUUGGAGCUACUGCUCUGAGCUUUGGGUAUCAGGGUCUAUAGCUCUCAAUGGCCCUCUGGGGCUCUCAGCUCCCUUUGAGGCUACCGCUCUGAGCUUUGGUGUCAGGGUCUGUAGCUCAGGGCUUUCUGGAACACUCCUUGUUGUCUCUUUGCUGUUGUCAACUGGACUGGGAACUUGGGGGGGGGGAGUCUGCUUUUUGUGCAGACAAUUCAGCCCACUCUGAUAAAGAUAAGAAGUAGGCAAAAGACCAGUCAGUUAGAAGCCUUUAUAGGGGCUGAGGGAUGUGUCCUUAUAUAGCAAGAAAGAGCAUGGUAGGAUCCUACCAAUCACAGUACACCUUUCUGUCAACCAAUCACAAGCCUCUCAAGAGCACAGCUGCUUUUCUGCCAAUCACAAGCAAUUUGUGAUUGACAGCUCCCACAGUCACCAGGGAGGUGCUGCCCCAUCCUACUCCAUCCCAUCCUUGAACUUGUUGAAGACUGCCGUUGCCAGGGCUGAAGUAUCUGCGAGAGGGGUUGUGUGGAGGUCACCAAGGCUCCUCGAGGCUGGAGUGAGGCAUCCCGGAACUGUCUGGAACUGGCCUGACUGAAGCAAGACCUCCUGGCUCCAGAAGCAGCUGUGGUUGCAGAGGUUCUUGCAGCUGGAAGUCCCCACCCCCACCCCCAAGGACUGUGGAGUGUGCACAACAGCCAUACAGGCCGCCAAAGAAGACUUUGCUUGGCUUAUAGCCUCUGUUCAAGGCUGUGAGACAGAAGGGCCCGUCAGCUGUCAUUCUGAAGACCUAAUGGCCUGCUCCUAAACGCUUACCCUGUUUAAAGAAAGAACAAACCCAGAAACACUAAAAUCUGCUUUCCUCAAGGAACUUGUAUGGGAAUUUUAAAGUCACCUGUGUCCCCUGCUUACCCUUGGGGCCAGGCACUCCUCCAACCUGCCUCAGAAUGACACUCUCAAAUAUGGGAAGCCCUUGAUGGAGAUUUGUCCUUGACAUUGUUUGGAGGUGUGUGUGUGUGUGUGUGUGUGUGUGUGUGUGUGUGUGUGUGUAUGAGAGAGAGGGGGGGUGGCAAGUUUGGUUUCGUGGUACUUUCUGUAGUCACUGCUGUCUAGGUCCAGAACAUUCUUAGGUACCCAACUGUCUCAACCCUUUAAGGGACCCCCUUUCCCUUCCCUACCUCGGGAUUCUGUUGCUGAUGCCCUGCUGCUCAUUAAAGUGGGGGAUCCUUGGGGGGCAAAGUGAAGAUUCCCACCUGUAGUAUAGUCUCUUUCUGUCUGUGCUAUGUGCGCCUUACAGAGGUGUUUUCCCCACAGAGAUCGGGAUUGGAGGGCAGAGCUGAUGGAUACAAUGGACUAGCCCUAGAGAGCCAACAGAACCCCACUACUCCUUCAUACCUCAGCUCAGCAGUGUACCUAAAUACCCAGCCUCUGUGGUUGGGGCUGGGGUACUGCCAGGUGACCUACAAUAGUUGUUCCCUAUCUAGGAUGUCACUGGCCUCAAAGGUGGCCCCAGGAUGCUGCUUUGCCAAGAAAGCAUCCCCUAUAGGAAAGGGAUGAGGCCCCACUCCCUACACCCAUGGGAAGCUGAACUUGUGCUUUUUUAACAUGGCCUUAGGCUACAGACCAAGUGGAGUUGUCAAAGGAGGGGCAUCCUGGAUACCCAAGCUUGGGAAUCAGGCUUCAUCCUGUCCUGAUCCAGGUUCCUGGAUUUAGUUGGCAUCCACAGUGAAGUCCCGCACUCCCCACCUCACCCCCAGCCUCUCCUUGCUUGAGCUGAAUGUACAUUACUAACAGGACAUCGAAUGAGUGUCAGAGGCACUGUCCCUAAACCCCACCUGCUGAUCUCUCAGUGAAGGGCACUCCCCCAUCCUCCCUGAGCCCCAUGUCCUUCUGCCACCUAUCCGCAAGUCUCCAGGUCCUCCCUCCUGAGCAGAUCUGGAUAGGUUAGCCCCACAACUACCCUAUCACUCAGCAUCACCAGCCAGCAGAGCCCUAGUUCACUCUAGUACUGCUCCUGCCACACCAUGCCUCCCACAGGCCUCAGAACUGCAAUGGAGUGUGUCUGUGGUUCAGGUAGGAUCCAGAACCCUUCAGCCCAGUUCCCCGGGGCAUUGUUGCUGCUCAUUCAUCAUUUGCUCUGGACAAUGGAUUGUUCUAGCAUCAUUUGCUCUAAGGAGUUUGCUUUGUCCACACAAAUGGUUUUCCAGAUUUACCACAAAUUAAGCUGUUCAUCCUUGUCCUAGUGCUGCAUGGCUUAGCGCCGGUGGCUCUUCCAGGAAGUCCUGAGGUCAGGGGAUCUGAGUGCCUAUGGCUUUCCCAGAAAGUCCUGAGGUCAGGGGGUCUGAGCGCCUAUGGCUCUUUCAGAAAGUCCUGAGGUCAGGGGGUCUGAGCCCUCUGCUCUUCCUCAUCAUCUCUGCUCUCCAAGCUACCUUGUUCCAGAUACUGUUGAGAAUCAGCUUGCUGGUUUGUAUGGAAGGAAAUCAAAAGCCAGAUGGUGUUUCAAUUAGUGUUUCAAUGUGUCUGUCAAAGACUUUGUGGGGAACUGGGGUUUUAACAGUGUUGCAACCUCAGAUCCGGGACCACAGCGUCGGGCUUUUCUCAGCGUGUUAUACAGAGUAUACAGUAUACUGGCCAAUUUCUGAUGGUCUGCUACCAGAAUCUACAAGCAAAUGUGACGUUGGUAUGUUGAAUACUUGAUAACUCAUGGGUUCUAGUAGCUUCUUGGUAGAUGUCACUGGGUCUUCUAUUGUAGAGGAUUGAGUGGGCUAUGAAUAGAGACAGUUCUUCCAUUUUCCGGCUGAAUGGCCCACCCCCAUUCUCCAAAUCGACCAAAAUAUUGAAUAAAGUUUUGGGGAAUGGCCUUCCUUGUCCAGUCCCUGCAGGAAGAGGCAUUCAGUCUUAUGCCAGUAGGCUUACUGCUGGCUAAAGUUAUUGUUAUUAUUAUUAUUAAUCAAGUUGAAAAGUUUCCCUUCUGUUCUGGCUUCUCAAGGGUACACAAUGUAAGGAUUUGCUCAGUGCUUUCUGCGUGUCUGUUUAACUCAUAGUAUGUUUUUUCCCUUUUCAGUCCAUAAUAAAACUAGAAUUAGCUGAUUCUUAUUUUUUAUUUUUUUUAAGCAUUGGGAAUUGAAUCCUGGUCAAAUACAGGGUAGGCAAGUGCUCACCAAUGAGUCAUGUUCCCAGCCCUCAUCUAACUUUUCAUUUUGAGUUAGAGUUUCAGCACAUGGCCCAGGCUGGCUUUAAACUCACUUUAAACCUCAGGUAGGUCUUGAACUUGCCACUCACCUGGCUUAGCCUGUGGAGUAACUGGGGCAACAGACCUGUGCCACUAAGUCAGGCUGCUCUUUUUUUUUUUUUUUUCUUAGUUUUUUUUGAGACACGGUUUCUCUGUGUAACAGCCCUAGCUGCUCUGGAACUCGCUCUGUAGACCAGGAUGGCCUCAAACUCAGGAGAUCCUCCUGCCUCUGCCUCCUGAGUGCAGGCUGAUCUUUUAAUGUUAAACGAUCCCGUACAUUCCAGAACUAAAUCUUUCUGUUGCAAUAUAUUAUAUAUUUGGUGUGUUGGAUCUGAUUGCUGUAAGCAUUUGAAGCAGUUUUGCUUUUACCAAGACAAGAGGUUGACAGUCUAGUUUCUGGGUUUGGUCAGGGGACACCAGCAUCACUUUGAGGUCCUCUAGAGGUAUCUGUAGAACUUGGUCUGUUUCUUCCUUAAACCACCAGCUUCAGCGGCAACAUCAUCUGGGGCUGAGCUCUUUGUGGAAAUACUUUUAAUUAUGCAUCCGGCCAUCCAUUUCUUCUUGAAUGAACGUAAGUGGGGCUUUCCAGACCCUGAGCGGUGGAAUGCAUGGACACAAAGCAGUGGAAAGCUCCCCUUGCAGCCCUGUGUGGUCUGAGGGUCUGCAGCCACACCUCCUCUCUAACUCUUGACGUUGGUAACUAUCUAACUAUCUGUCUUUUUCUCACCGUCACACUGGGUAACGAUUUGUCCAUUUUAUUGAUUUCAGAGGGUUGGAGUUUGGUUCACUAACAUCUCUGCUGGGUUGUUUUGUGGCUCAUUAGUUCCUAUCUUUUUUUCUUCCUUUGAGUUUCACCUGCCACUUUUGCUUUGUUUUUUUCUUGUUUUUAAAGGGAAUCUGAAACCAGUGGUUUGAGACUUUCCUCUUUAAAUUAAAAAAAAUAUAUUGGGGCUGGAGACAUGGUACAGCAGUUAGUUACGGAUCUUGCAGAGGAUCUGAGUUCAGUUCCCAGCACCCACAUGGCCGCUGUCACUCCAUUUCCAGGGAACCUUAUGCCCUCUUCUGGCCACUGCAUGUAUGUGAUGCACAUAAUACAGAUAAAAUACUCAUGUGCAUAAAACAAAAGUAAAUACAUCACUUUAAAAAUUUUAUUAUUUCUAAGGGAGCCAUGUGUGCCCUGGCAUGCAUGUAAAGGGGUAGAGGACAGCUUUGUGGGGUCAGAUAUCUCCUUCCAUCUUUAUGUGGGCUCUGGAGAUCAAGCCCAAUUCACCCAGCGUGUACCACAAGAACAUUUACCUGCUGAGCCAUCUCUCCCGCCUGAGUCCUUUUCUCUGGUCUGGGUGUUCAGUUGUGCUCUUGCUUCUAAGAUCAGCCUCUGUGCCCUGAAAGUUUUGGUUAGCGAUCGUUUCACUGAUGUGGUUGAAGCUGUUCUCUCCUUUCUCCUUGUGUUCUCAGUCACUUACUUCCUAAGCAUUUGGGUUUCACAGGCGCUUCCUACUGUUGAUUUCUGGUUUAAUUCCACUGUGUUCAGAGAAUUUUAGCAAAUGAAAACCUGAAAGGUGUCAACAUUGCUUUGGGUUCGGAACCUUUCCCGUGGUUUCACCACUAGAGCAGCCAGGGGUGGCAGUGGGGAAGGUGAGGGAGGAAAGGGUUUGGGGAGGCUCUUGAAAAGGGCACCUCACUAUGAUCAGCGUUCUUUGGGCAUCGCCAGGUGAUGCUGCAUUUACACAGAGGGCAGAGAGGUACGAGUUUAAGCCCCAACAAGGUCAGUGGGGCCUCAGCAGUGGGGAACCUGGAGAAGCUGGAGUGAGGAAGGAGUUCAGCGGGGGACAAAGGUGCAGGGCCAAAUGAAGGGAGAGAGGGACUAAAGCCACCUGCCAGGAGAAGAUUAGAGCCAGACAUGUCAUGUCGCAGUUCCAGAGAGCAGUCAGGGCAGGGCAUCCCCAGGCCCCUGGCUCCCCACCCUACUGAGUCUCCCGUAGGUUCCUUUCUCAAGGGCAGUGACCAUGUAGUCUAACGGAACCUACUGUGUGUGCUCCAU
Alexandromys fortis (reed vole) is the source of this 8604-nucleotide messenger RNA. RefSeq names its product HtrA serine peptidase 3 (gene Htra3). Gene Ontology annotation, biological process: proteolysis. Gene Ontology annotation, molecular function: protein binding; serine-type endopeptidase activity. Gene Ontology annotation, cellular component: extracellular region. Lineage: Eukaryota; Metazoa; Chordata; Mammalia; Rodentia; Cricetidae. The transcript has 7 exons. The coding region runs from base 129 to 1220 and encodes 363 amino acids. The record is from RefSeq and is a predicted model, not a curated record.